AUGGCCUCUGACGCGUUGUUGGAGGAGUUUGAAGUGCUCGAAUCGAUCUACCCUACGGAACUUUCGAAACUAUCGGAAAGGGACAUACAGAUGGACGUUGAACCGGAAGAUCCACAAGAAGGAGAUGUCCGCUUGUUACUUUCCCUGAAAGUGCACUACCCAGACACCUAUCCCGAUGUUCUUCCAGACCUUGCCCUGGAUCCUGUAGAAGGAGAUCUGGAUGAAGUGGAUAUUGAAGGUCUACUUAAUGAUCUACGGACAAUCGGAGAAGAAAAUAUAGGAAUGGCGAUGACGUUUACAUUAGUUUCCCAUCUACGGGAAAGGCUAUCCGACGUCGUUCGCGAAAAGGCUGAGCGCCAAAGAAAGGAGGAGGCGGAGAAAGAGAGACAAGCUCUCGAGGCGGAAGAGGCCCGGACGCGGGGUACACCAGUGACACGUGAAUCUUUCCUUGCGUGGAAGAAGAAAUUUGAUCAAGAACUAGCGGCGAAAAAAGCGAAGGAAGAGGAGGAAAGAUUGAAGGCUAUGACGCCGAAGGAACGCGAGGAGUACAAAAGGUUUCAGACAAGGCCGACGGGCCGACAACUCUUCGAGCGUGACAAGACUUUGGCUACCACAGAUGAUUCCUUAGCAGAGGAAGGCACUGUAUCCGUCGACUUCAGUCAGUACGAGAGAAGAAGAGGUCAAGAAGAGGAGGAAGAGGAGGAGCAUGUCGACUUUAGCGAUAGCGACUGA
This is a messenger RNA of Gloeophyllum trabeum ATCC 11539, 732 nucleotides long. Its product is annotated as RWD domain-containing protein. NCBI's taxonomy places the organism in Eukaryota, Fungi, Basidiomycota, Agaricomycetes, Gloeophyllales, Gloeophyllaceae. Gene Ontology annotation, biological process: cytoplasmic translation. Gene Ontology annotation, molecular function: protein binding. The transcript is spliced from 7 exons. The record is from RefSeq and is a predicted model, not a curated record. Bases 1 to 732 code for a protein of 243 amino acids.